Messenger RNA from Papaver somniferum (opium poppy), 940 nucleotides. Its product is annotated as protein TIC 20-v, chloroplastic-like. Lineage: Eukaryota; Viridiplantae; Streptophyta; Magnoliopsida; Ranunculales; Papaveraceae. The transcript has a single exon. The record is from RefSeq and is a predicted model, not a curated record. The coding region runs from base 185 to 832 and encodes 215 amino acids.
UGCCCCAAGGUCUAAUCUGAUGAUUACCCUCGUGGAUGCUUCGUUGACCGAUUAGUUAAACAAACAACCGUGCCCGGUUAUCAGUCAGUAGAAGAAGAUAAGGUAAGUUAGGUAACCUCUUCUUGAGCUUCAUUUACUCGACCAUAGAUGAAACCCUAAUCCGUUGCCCAAAAAACAGAAAAUAAUGGCCAUGGCAUCUCUCUUGAGCUGCUCAGUUACUCCAAAAACUUGCUUUAACAGAAGUCAUUUACCAUCUUCAUUGUUUUCAUCACAACGAUCAUUCUUCAUUUCUCCAGCAAAACCCACACUUCAAAUCAGUAAACCUAAAAAGUUCUUAGUUUCAGCUAAUAAUUCAAACGGGGAUGACUCUGCAGAUCUUCCAGAUCGUUUAAUCUCUGCCAUUUGUUACUUCUACCCAUUCUUUGAUGGUGUUCAGUAUGGAAAAUAUGUUAUCACUCAAUUCACUCCAAUUCAAGUGCUUCUACAACCCUUAUUUCCAGCUAUCAGGGUUUUCAAAAGCUUUCCUUUCAAUGGGUUUUUAGUAUUUCUUACUCUUUACUUCAUUGUUGUUAGAAACCCUAAUUUUAGUAGAUAUGUUAGGUUUAAUACAAUGCAAGCUAUAGUUCUUGAUGUAUUGUUAAUUUUUCCUGAUCUUUUAGAGAGAAGUUUUAAUCCAACUGAAGGUAUUGGAUUAGAUUUGAUUCAGAGUUUAGACAGUACUGUUUUUCUAUUUCUAUUAGUUUCUUUGAUUUAUGGUUCAGGUUCUUGCUUAUUAGGGCAAGUUCCUAGGUUACCCAUUGUUGCUGAAGCAGCUGAAAGGCAAAUUCCUUAAAAUAAAUUUUGGGUGUUUUGAUUUUGUUGUCACAAUCUGUAAUCUUAUCUUUCAAGUGUUUGUAACCUUAUCUUUGUGGUUUGAAUAAACGAAAUUUAUAGCUAUCAA